Ascochyta rabiei is the source of this 839-nucleotide messenger RNA. RefSeq names its product mRNA splicing protein, variant 2. The transcript has a single exon. Gene Ontology annotation, molecular function: RNA binding. The record is from RefSeq and is a predicted model, not a curated record. Gene Ontology annotation, biological process: spliceosomal snRNP assembly; RNA splicing. The coding region runs from base 1 to 696 and encodes 231 amino acids. NCBI's taxonomy places the organism in Eukaryota, Fungi, Ascomycota, Dothideomycetes, Pleosporales, Didymellaceae. Gene Ontology annotation, cellular component: U1 snRNP; U2 snRNP; U5 snRNP.
AUGCGGCUGACUAAGGGCCGCACUAGCGUCUUUGCGUCGAGGCUAGCUGACUUCAACUUCUUGCCUGACGCCUGCAACCGCCGAAAACGACUCCAUCCACGCGCGUUGCCGUGGUAUCCCGCUCCUAUACAGCUGGUCAGUCCCUCUCGUGCUGUCUGUGCGUCACGUGCGCUAGGCUCCGAGUCCCUGCGACACCUCGGCGACCAGCAACCGUCCUGUUCUCCGCGCGCAGAAGCUGCAACAGCACCAGCUAACCCUACCCUAAGCUUCGGUCGUCGCACUACACCUUGCACCCCCCCCCCUCUUCAACCCUCACAAGCGGUGGAAAAGAUGGUCGACGCAAAGAUCCAGUGCGUACCUCCCCCCUCCCCGCUGACACCACAUGCGCUAACACGUCACAGAGAGCUUCUCUCCAAGCCGCGCUCAGAGUUGACGUAUGUAUGCCCUGCACCUCAGAGACGCGUACAAGGAGACACUGACAGCCCUGCAGUGAGUACGAAGUGUCCCAGGUCGAAGAGCACGAGCUCACCACCGGUCCUCUCUCCAUCCUCCAGACCGCCGUCCGCUCGCGCACACAAGUCCUCAUCUCCUGCCGAAACAACCGAAAGAUCCUUGCCCGUGUCAAGGCCUUCGACCGCCACUGCAACAUGGUCCUCGAAAACGCAAAGGAAAUGUGGACGGAGACCCCGCGGUUAGCGAACGGCGCCCAGGGAAGGAAGGUCAACAAGGACCGUUUCAUCUCGAAGCUGUAUGUCACGCCCCGCUCCCUUGUCCCGCUGAUGGCUGACGACUCCAGUUUCCUCCGCGGCGAUUCGGUCAUUCUUGUUCUGUUGUCUUAA